Molecule: messenger RNA, 1842 nt
Organism: Carcharodon carcharias (great white shark)
Lineage: Eukaryota; Metazoa; Chordata; Chondrichthyes; Lamniformes; Lamnidae
Product: matrix metalloproteinase-21-like
Exons: 7
Coding region: 1-1842 (613 amino acids)
Biological process (GO): extracellular matrix organization; proteolysis; collagen catabolic process
Cellular component (GO): extracellular matrix
Molecular function (GO): metalloendopeptidase activity; zinc ion binding
Source: RefSeq, a predicted model, not a curated record
AUGAACUUCCUCGCUGGCUUCUCGGUCGUUGCCUGGAUGUUCUGCACCUUGGCCACAGCAGAGAGAAUCUUUCACCGCAGAGACCGUUCCGAUAUCAGAGUGGCUCAUCAAGCUACCCCCAUCAGCGCUCAGCAUUCUGCCCAGAAAUUCCUUGCCAGGUAUGGAUGGACAAAGCCCGUUAACUGGGAGGACAUCUUGCAUCAAGAUGCAGCAGUAUCCACUGAAGAUCCAGCCCCUCCGGACUUGAUGAGUCUCAUCAAAGAAGACUUGGAAGUCUCAAAACAGAUGGAUCCUUCAACAAACCAAGUCACAGAAAGUCCAGCUUUUAUCCAGGCUUUGAAAGCAUUCCAAGAAUCAAAUGGACUAGCAGUAACUGGCAUCCUUGACCCGCCUACAAGAGAGGCAAUGAACACACCCAGAUGUGGGGUGCCAGAUCGGAAAUCUAUUCCUCAUGUUCAGCUAUCCCUCAACGCGACACUGUCUAUGAAUGGCACGGACAAGACCAACCAGACAUCUGAGACAAAAGUCAGUGUGACAAGAAGUGGUCUUGUGCGCAAGAAGCGAUUUCUGCACCGUCUCUUUCAUGGUCGGAAGUCAAGAGGGAGGAGAAGGGAGGUUGCCGAUGGCAAUGUCUCUGGCCUGGCCUUUGGCAAACGGAAACUCAAAUGGCGUUUGCUUAGCGAGGGUUACAGCUCUCAGUUGUCGGUUCUUGAGCAGAGAGCUGCCAUUCGACUUGCUUUCAGGCUGUGGAGUGAGGUCACACCAAUAGACUUCGAAGAGGAUCUGAGAUCAUCAGUCUCAGUCAUGGAUAUCACCCUAGCAUUCGGAACAGGGCACCAUUUAGGCUGUUCACAGGCAUUUGAUGGAGCUGGGCAGGAGGUGGCACACUCGUGGCAGAAUGGAGCCAUUCACUUUGAUGAUGAUGAACAUUUCACUGCAGCAAACAGUAACCAGGGAAUCAGCCUGCUGAGGGUGGCUGUGCAUGAGGUAGGACACGUCCUGGGCUUGCCUCAUAUAUAUGGCAGGGGGUCAAUAAUGCAGCCCAACUACAGUGCGGUGGGCAGAGGCACAGAGCUGGACUGGGCAGAUAGAAAAGCCAUUCAACAGCUGUACGGGGUCUGCGAGGGACCAUUUGACACAGUCUUUGAUUGGGUCCGAAGGGAGAGGGGUUCGGAUGGCAGGCUGGUUAUCAGUUUCAACACGUACUUCUUCCGGGACAGUUGGUACUGGAUGUACGAGAACCGCAACAACCGCACUCGUUACGGAGACCCCCUGCCAAUCUGCACUGGCUGGCGUGGCAUUCCCACAGCAGGAAUUGAUGCCUUUGUCCACGUCUGUACCUGGUCAAAAGAUGCUGCUUACUUCUUCAAAGGCACUCAGUACUGGAGGUAUGACAACUUAAAUGACCGUGCAUAUACCGAGGAUCCGCGUGGUGUCAGAUAUCCCAAACUCAUCUCCAGUGGAUUCCCUGGUAUUUCUGGUCCGAUUAAUGCAGCCUUCUUCGACAGACGUGAUCAAUGCAUCUACUUCUUCAAGGAAAGCAUGGUUACAGCAUUUAACGUCAACACCAACCUGAGGCUUCCUGGAUAUCCUAAGAGGAUCAUCAAUGUCUUCCCACCCCUGGUCCCUGGAGACCAUCCGAUGAGCAACCUGGAUGCGGUCUACUAUUCCUACACUCAUAGGGCUACCUUCUUCUUCAAAGGCGUCUACUUCUGGAGGGUGACCAACAGGCGUGACAGGGUCACCAACCACAGCAUACCCUACAACGGCCUGCACCCCAAGCGCAACGUCAAUGAGCAGUGGCUGGAUAUCUGCAAUGUGCACCCCUCUACCAUGACAUGA